Messenger RNA from Rhipicephalus sanguineus (brown dog tick), 2629 nucleotides. RefSeq names its product origin recognition complex subunit 5-like. The coding region runs from base 19 to 552 and encodes 177 amino acids. The record is from RefSeq and is a predicted model, not a curated record. Gene Ontology annotation, molecular function: DNA replication origin binding. Gene Ontology annotation, cellular component: nuclear origin of replication recognition complex; nucleus. Gene Ontology annotation, biological process: DNA replication initiation; DNA replication. The transcript has 7 exons. NCBI's taxonomy places the organism in Eukaryota, Metazoa, Arthropoda, Arachnida, Ixodida, Ixodidae.
GAAACGGGAAAGCUAAACAUGGAUCUUGGUGGCGUGGAGUCGGUACUAGCUCAAAAUCCAUGCCGAGAAAGGCAGGUGGAGGCAAUUCUAACAGCGAUGGGUCACCCGCUCGGCGGACCGUGCCAAUGCAUCUUUGUCUACGGCCACGCGUCCACCGGCAAGACACGCACCGUGCAGAGUAUCAUGAAAACACUGAACAACAACCCUCCUGGCACAGACCGCAAGUUCUUUGUUAAGGCAAGAGGUCCAGGGACCAAGCGGCAGAAAAAGGCUAACCAGCUGAGCCAGCACUUGCUGGGUCCCAAGCAGUUCCCUCUCAACCGGCUGGUGGCCAUCUUCCAUGCCAUUGUGGACGAACAUGUAGCCCCCUCUGCGGUAACCCUUGCCCAGGUUGAAAGCCUGGUCUCGCUGCGUCUUCUGGCAAGAGUGAGUCGAGAGGAACAGCUGAGCACACCUCGUUACAAGUGCCUCGUUGACCUGGAUUUCAUCCGCGCCGUGGCAAGGACAGUUGCAUUUGACAUUGUGGGGCAUCUGAACGACUUUGCCAGCUGAAAACUCACCAUUCAGCAUGGCAGCUCAAGUUCAAGAAAGCGCCAUUUCUGCCAAGUGCAUCAGUGACAAAACUGCUUUUCUUCUCACUUACACAUUUAGUACACCUUUCAAUGUUUUUCAUCCAGUGCUUCGUGUGAACUCUUAUUUCUUCUGCAAAAAUGCGAACACUUUUGAUUUGUGCUAUCUUCACUCGAAGCCGUUGCUGUUGAAUGCAAUUUUGAAAUGUUUUAUGUAUUUCAGGCUGUUUCUAUAGCAUUGCAAUGUGUGCUGCUACGACAUGCACUUUCUUCGUGUAAGAAGUUGCGGAGUCUCGUAUGCUGUAGGAAGUCUAGAGAAAAAAUUGCUGUAUUAAAGCGGAAGAGAUGAACUUGGGCACUGUAUGUGCAGAGCUUGCUGAUUCCGAUUGAACAAACAGAAACAUCCACAGGAAAAAGGUUUGUAUAAAAACAAAGUUAAAUUGUCUACAUUCAGAGCUGUACGUGUCAGCACCGAUUGAAAAGUGUCUGUCGAACCAGAGCGAUUUAGCAAAGACAGCUAACUCAGAACAGCAGACCUUAUUUUGUGAAUGUCCAACAAGUGUAACAAGGUCUACCAAAGCUCGAUCGAUAGUGGUUGACUUGGGCCUACUUGUUCACAUCUAUGGAAGUGCUGAAUUUACAAACAUUAACUAUUAUUGUAAUGUACAGUUCUGAUAGUUUGGGAAUAACUAUUUAUUAUGAGCUAACUUGUUCCCACCAAGUAAACUAAAAGAUAUGCACUGCAUUCCUGGUAGGAGUUUGAGAAUGGCCGAAUGUCUGCAACCGACGCUUCACUUCUAUUCUUUACUGAAUUGUGAACAGCAAAGGUCAACCGUCACGGCCUUUUCUUGGUUUAUCAGUGCGCAGUUGCCCUCUUGGAGGGCGCACAAACCCGCAUGCAUAGAAUAUUGAUGGUGUGUGUCUUGCAUCAAUACGGUCGAUUCAGCUUGCACUGUGCUUUGGGAACUAGUUCAUCGUAGAUCGACACCCAGAGUUGUUUGCAUAUUGCAGAACAAGGCUUGCUUGUCUCGCAUUGCGUCUUCCACAUUAGACGGGAUGCUUAUUUUGCACAUGGCCAAAUUGCUGCGUAGAGACAAUGCAAUUGAGCAGAAGGGUUGAAAAUUGAGCUUGUUGGUGUGUAUUGAAACUUAUUGUGAGGAGUACAAAACGAUGCGUUAAGAAAACACAUCACAUAGGUGCGGGUUAAUGACCAGAUUUUAUCUGAAAUUACGUAAUCUACUUAUACAGUUGCGCAUCACCUUCUUAGUAUACAUGUUUUUUUUAAAAUAAAAUCUGCACCUACUUCUUAGUCUGUGCCCACGUGAUGUCUUGUGCCAUUGUUUAACGCUCCUCCCAAUAAGUUUCAGAACUAUAAAGCAGCACUAAUGGAAAGAACAGCAGAGUACAUCACCUCCUGAAAUAGAUCUGGCAAAUCGAGUCGACUUAUAAUUUAAAGAAGCAUGGGCAUUAAGCUGGAGAGAAGAAGGCUAAGAAUUGUACCAUUUGUUCUGCGGAAUAACACCAGCCAUCUGAGUGGUAUUAUUGUUGCGGUGUUGUCUACCUUCUUGUUUAUUGUAUGCAGCACUAUAUGAUCUCUCAGUGUUGGUGCUCAUUAGAAAUAUUGCUGUCUCUUUCAUGUUACCUAUGAUAAUUCAUGUAAAAUAUUGUAUAAAGUCUAGAUCCUUGUACUUUUGUUUGCCAUUUGCAAUUAUUUUUGCAUUUCUUGAUGUCUAUUUGAUUAUCAUUGUUUUGUUGCACGCUUGUUGCUUUCUACCUUUUAUAGUGUAUGCCUAAAUUAAGUAAUGAAGACAGGCAGCUGUCGAAUACCUUACAUUGUGUGCUAGCAAGGAGAUAGCAAACCCAGUAUCUUCUUGCGUUUUUCAGGGCCAGACCUACCAUGUAAAUAAAAAGGUUAUGUUUCAGGAAUAAUGACUGCGUUCUUUAUUGAACUGAGUUACUUAUUUGGAAGCAGGAAUUGAUGUAGCAUUCUCUAUGACAUCACAAUACCUGCCAUAACCCACAUCAAAACUCAUUUUUGUUUUCUUGGUCAUUCUUAUGCU